AUGUUGAUCCCGUUUCUCUCGUUUGCUGUCCUGGCUCAGGCAGGCGCGUUGCUCUGGGGCACUGAUAAAUCCUACAUUAAUGCGAAGCGAGGAUUAUCUGCGCGCGAUAAAAUUGGCGCAGAGGCACCACUUGACGCAACUGUCUUCUCGACAAACGAGGUUACUAUUACCAGCUGCGGGCCGGAAAAGCCAGACUGUCCGGCUUCAUCAACUGCGGUGCCUUUGACUGAGAGUGUUGAUGCUGGGGUGCCUAGCUCUGCUGCUGCGGAGUCGAUCGUUGCGCCUAGUACACCUGUUGCUCCUGUGGAAACGAGUUCAAGUGCUUUUACGUUCAGCGAAGUUGCGUCUCCGCCUAUCGAUUCGACUGUGUUUUCUACGAACGAGGUUACUCUUACCAGCUGUGGACCGGAAGUACCAGAUUGCCCUGCAUCAUCGACUGCGAUACCCUCCUCGUCAGAUGCUGUCAGUAUUGGGGUUCCCAGUUCCGCUGCUGCUGAAUCGAGCAUUGCGCCUAGUACACCUGUGACUCCUGUUCCUGUGGAGACGAGUUCAAGUGCUAUCUUCCAGUCCAGCUGGUCUGCGCCUGCUUCGCCUUUACCUUCAGAUGCUACUGUGUUUUCCACGAACGAAGUUACGAUUACCAGCUGCGGACCGGAAGUGACGGAUUGUCCGGCGUCGUCAACUAGUCUCAGUGCUGGAUAUUUAAGCUCUUUAACACCCCCUGCUGAAUCGCGUGGUUGGGGCUCUGGUGUUGGUCCGGUAGAGACGAGUUCGAGUUCCUUUGAGUCUAGCUGGGUUUUGUCUUCAUCGGCAUUUACGUCGUCUGAGAUUGUUACAUCGACGUCUAUGUCCAUUGAACUGGGGUCUUGGUCUUGGUCUGCGUCUGUUGCAACGUCAAGUUCGAUCGCUUUUUCAUCGAUUGGAUCUGUGGCACCGUCUGAUUCGACGCUUACUGAGACUGUCUCUGGGUCUGUUCCUGUUGGAUCGAGGGGUGCAUCUUCUGUGCCUGUUGAGUCUACUCCAGAGGUCUCAUCGACGUACAGACCUACACCCACGCCAUCUCACGAAGUUUCAAGGUCCACCUUGUACAGCUCAGCAGCCCCCUCGACCUCAAGGCCUGCGAUACCCUCCCGAAGCAGUUCCGUCCCCGUCAUGUCCUCUUCACGCGCUAUCAUUCCCACGCCGGAAUCAAGCAGCAUUAUCCCAGUAACCUCAACCGAAGAAGGCACAACGACACUAGUCACCUAUGAGACCGUGACAACCUGUCCAAUCACGUCUACUCAUUACUCCGGCGGAAGCGCAGUGACGUCUGUAUAUAGCACUCUUUCGACGCUGACUCUGACGUCUACGGCUACUGUUUGCACUGCGUGCGAAUCUGGUAGUGCUGCUGCUGCCAGUUCUGUUAUGCCUACGCCUGCAUCUACUUCGGUGAUUUCGUCCGUACCAGUUUCGGUCCCGGCUUCCUCAUUACCAGCUUCGUCGGCGCCAAUUCCCUCGUCCUGGGAUAUCUCUUCUCAUGUCAGCUCUGCUCGUGCAUCUACUACUGAAGGGACUACGACAUUGGUUACGUACGAGACUGUUACGACUUGUCCAAUCACAUCUACUUACACGUCUGAGGGAAUCUCUAUGACUUCUGUGUACAGUACUCUCUCCACGCUGACACUUACCUCUACGUCUACUGUUUGCACAUCUUGUCUGGAGAGUAGCGCUGUUGCUGCUGCUUCUAGCUCCGCCACGCCGACCUCAAUUGCAGUCUCAGUGUCAGCGCCCAGACCUUCAUCAUCAGCACCAGCGUUUUCAACAACGUUCAGUUCCACGCCUUUGACUACCGAGGGGACUACGACAUUGGUGACUUAUGAGACUGUGACUACAUGCCCGAUUACCUCUACCUACUCAUCAGGAGGAAGCUCUUUCACAUCUGUGUUUACUACUUUGUCUACACAGACCUUGACAUCAACUUCAACUGUCUGUACUGCGUGUGAAAGUAGUGUUGCUGCAGCUCCUUCCUCUGCUACUCCUACUUCGAUCGCAGUUUCGGUGCCAGCCCCAAAGCCAUCUUCAUCGGCAGGGGCUUCCGUCUCGAUUUCUUCGGGGCCGAUCUCUUCACAUCCCGUCUCUUCGUCGAUUGGCAUCACUGAGGAAGCUACUACAACGUUGGUUACUUAUGAAACUGUGACUACGUGCCCAAUUACAUCAACUUACUCCUCUGGAGGACGCUCUUUCACGUCUGUAUUAACUACCUUGUCUACGCAGACCCUGACAUCAACUUCGACCGUCUGUACUGCAUGCGAAAGCAGUGUCGCUGCGGCUUCUAGCCCCGCCAUGCCUACUUCAAAUGCGGUUUCUGUGCCAGCACCGAGGCCAACUUCAUCUGCGCGAGCUUCUUUAUCGAGUUCUUCAGAACUGAUCUCUUCAUACCCGGUCUCUUCGUCAUCGAUCAGGACGCCUACGAUUACUGAGGCGACUACAACGCUGGUCACUUAUGAAACUGUCACUACGUGCCCCAUUACAUCUACCUAUUCAUCAGGAGGAAGCUCUUUCACAUCCGUGUUUACUACUUUAUCUACACAGACCUUGACAUCAACUUCAACUGUCUGUACUGCAUGUGAAAGCAGCGUUGCCGCUGCAUCUACCUCUGUUACACCGACCCCAUCACCAAGCCCAUCUUCAUCAGAAGCAGAAGGAAUCUCUGUUAUCCCGGUUCCAUCUAUACCGGCUUCAUCAAGUUCAUCAGCACCAGUCUCAUCUACUGAAGAAACUACCACACUGGUUACUUAUGAAACCGUGACUACCUGCCCGAUUACGUCGACUUAUUCAUCUGGAGGAAGCUCUUUCACGUCUGUGUUUAGUACUGUGUCCACUCAGACGUUGACUUCUACAUCUACUGUUUGUACGGCUUGUUUGGAGAGCAGUGCUGCGUCUACUUCGGUACCGGUUUCGGCUCCCGCGUCGCCGAGGCCACAGCCUACUUCAUCGGUAUUGAUCUCUUCUGCAGCAGUCUCGUCUGCGGCAGCCUCCUCUGCACCAGCUGCAUCUACCGAGGAAGCAACUACCACGUUGGUUACUUAUGAAACCGUUACUACCUGUCCGAUUACCUCCACCUAUUCAUCUGGCGGAACUUCUGUCACAUCUGUGCUUAGUACUGUGUCUACACAGACCCUGACAUCAACUUUGACUGUUUGUACGGCUUGUUCGGACAGCAGUGUUGCGCCUACUUCGGUACCGGUUUCGGUUCCUGCGUCGUCAAUGCCACGGCCUACUUCAUCGGUAUUGAUCUCUUCUGAAUCGGCCUCCUCUGUGGCAGCCUCCUCUACUCCAGUCGAGUCUAGCGAAGAAGCUACUGUCACGUUAGUCACUUAUGAAACAGUCACUGCCUGUCCGAUUACUUCCACCUACUCAUCUAGCGGAAGUUCUGUUACCUCUGUCUUUAAUACUAUGUCUACUCUGACAAUGACAUCGAAUUCCACUACUUGCACGACUUGCCAGAGUGAAUUUAGUUCAUCGCUACCGGCUUCCUCAUGGACUUCAGUUGCUGUUUCGACAUUUUCAUCUAACCCGGCUACCCCGGCUUUCCUGUCGAGUUCUACGCCCGUUUCAACACGUGCUUGGGUACCAGCUUCAAUGCCAGUCGCGACACCAACCCCAACGCCAGUCUCCUCGCUCUUAUCUGCUCGAGAUGCCGUAUCUUCCCCCGAUGACGAUGAUGAAUAUGAUGACAUUACGCUGGUUACUUAUGAGACUACGACUAGCGUCCCUAAGACUUGGUACAUACCGUAUCAGCAGUUUUUCUUAACUUCAGUGCUUGGCUCUAUCUCUACCUUUAUCCAAACCUCUACCUCGACUAUCUGCACUUCAUGCGAGACUACUCCUCCUGCUACUCCAACUACACUUUCCAAAUCGACUAUUAGCCUGGACCCUUCACUGUCUGAGUCCGACCAACCCGAGUCAACAUACACCCUCAUCUCCCUCUCUUCCGCCACCGAAUCCCAAAUAACAACCUACACCACUUCCUCCUCGUCCUCAUCUACAACAAGCACGACCUCCGCCAACACGGAGACAACUCCCUGGUCGCCAGUGUGGGUUGCUUCUGCUAGCAGUGAUGGCAUAGAUACGCCAUCUUCUUCUGCAACGCCGGGUUCGUCGUCAUCUGCUGGGAAAGCGGCAAGGGUUGAGGUUGGUCGGGAAUUGGUAGUGGGUGUUGCUGGAGUUGUUUUUGCGGCGUUGUUGUUCUGA
Molecule: messenger RNA, 4233 nt
Organism: Aspergillus ruber CBS 135680
Lineage: Eukaryota; Fungi; Ascomycota; Eurotiomycetes; Eurotiales; Aspergillaceae
Product: extracellular serine-threonine rich protein
Exons: 2
Coding region: 1-4233 (1410 amino acids)
Source: RefSeq, a predicted model, not a curated record